Dictyostelium discoideum AX4 is the source of this 477-nucleotide messenger RNA. It is a transcript of the gene prafB, whose product is annotated as PRA1 family protein 2. Gene Ontology annotation, cellular component: membrane. The transcript is spliced from 3 exons. Bases 1 to 477 code for a protein of 158 amino acids. NCBI's taxonomy places the organism in Eukaryota, Evosea, Eumycetozoa, Dictyosteliales, Dictyosteliaceae. The record is from RefSeq and is a predicted model, not a curated record.
AUGUCAUCAUCAAGCUCAAUUAAACUUCAACCAUGGAAUGAUUUCAUUGAAUGGGGUAGAUAUAGUAUCCCUGGAAGUCAAAAUGCAAUUACCAGAAUGGAAGAUAAUUUAAAUUUUUAUUCAGGAAAUUAUAUAGCUAUUGUUGCUGUUGUACUUUUAAUUACUUUAUUCACAAAUAUGAAUCUUUUAGUUGCAAUUCUUUUAUUAGGUGCAAUUGGUUAUUAUUUAUUCUUUGUUCAAAAAGGUGAUAAAAAUAUUGGUUUUGCUGUUUUAACUCCAAUGAUCCAAAUGGUUAUUCUCGGUGUUGUAUCUGUCAUUGUUAUAUAUAAAUUAAGUGGUUUAACUUUAUUCUACACAACAUUAGUUUCAUUACUUUUCGUUUUAGCCCACAGUGCCCUCAAAAUGAGAAACCUUAAAAACAAAGCAUCCAACUUUGUUAGUGGUAUCAAAAACGAUUUAAAGAAUGAAUUAAAAUGA